UGUGGAUGCAAGUACCGAGCUGUCAGCGCGUACAUCCACACACCAAAGCCACUGACUCAACAUGGAGAUGCCUGCUAAACUCAUGUUCCCCAUCGUGGUUGUUUCCGUGCUGAUCGCCUGCAGUCCCACAGAGGGAUGGUACAAACAGGUGGCCGGUCCAAGUUACUACUCCGUGGGAAGAGCGUCCGGUUUGCUGUCCGGGAUCCGAAGGUCACCGUACGGGAAGAGAGCCGAACCGGACCCGUUAGACAGCUCGGAAUCUGCGGCCAACAGCAUCUUUUCUGAACUAACACCGCGCAAUUUCAUCCUAAAGACAAUGCCCAUCUGUAUCAAAGACAUUACACCAAAUCUGCAGAGCUGUGAAUUCUUCCAGGAAAGUAAAGCUUCAUUCAAGUGCACUGCAGAUGUCUUCCUCUCUCUGGACUCCUCAGACUGUGCAGGAGACUGAGCAGUGAAGCUAACAGCUACUCUGGGUGAUGGAGCUGAACUUCCAAAGGCAUGAGACUGAAGUACUGGGCAUGAGGUUCACACACAGGGGGCACUGCAAGACAUCUUUUUUUUCCCAGUUUUUUUUUUUUUCCUUGUUAAAAAGUAUAUUGUAUAUUUAUGUACAUUUCAUUAAUAAAUGACUCAUGCAGCAGGUGAUUGUUGGAAUUACUGGAUACAAAAUGAAUUACAAAUAAACGUUUCCUCCCAUCAGUGGGUAAAUAUA
This is a messenger RNA of Sphaeramia orbicularis (orbiculate cardinalfish), 712 nucleotides long. Its product is annotated as neuropeptide B-like. Gene Ontology annotation, molecular function: G protein-coupled receptor binding. The coding region runs from base 62 to 448 and encodes 128 amino acids. The record is from RefSeq and is a predicted model, not a curated record. Lineage: Eukaryota; Metazoa; Chordata; Actinopteri; Kurtiformes; Apogonidae. The transcript is spliced from 2 exons. Gene Ontology annotation, biological process: G protein-coupled receptor signaling pathway; feeding behavior.